CCCGCCUCCGCGCCCGAGGGGGCGAGGCGAGGCGGGGGCGGGCCCCGGGCCGGGCGUUGGCGCAGCGGCCGGUCGGGAGCAGCGGGGUUCGCCGUUGUGUGCGCGCUCUGCGAGGGGACGCGGGUGAGGUCAUCAGUGAGAAGUGGAAAAAUGGCUAAAUUGACCCACUUAGUUGACAAUGAAGUCUUCCGGGCUUAUGCUACUUAUACAACUAUUGUUCUUCUAAAAAUGAUGCUAAUGAGUCUUAUAACAGCAUACUUCAGAAUCACAAGAAAGGCAUUCGUCAACCUAGAAGAUACAGCAUCAUUUGGUAAAGGCGAGAGUGCUAAAAAAUAUCUGCGGACUGAUCCAGAUGUUGAACGUGUACGCAGAGGCCACCUGAAUGACCUUGAAAACAUUGUCCCAUUUCUUGGCAUUGGACUACUGUAUGCUCUUAGUCGCCCUGAGCUGUCCACAGCCUUGCUGCAUUUCCGGAUCUUCGCUGGGGCUAGGAUCGUUCACACUUUUGCAUACUUGAUCCCUCUUCCCCAGCCCAGCAGAGGAUUGUCUUGGGCAGUUGGAUAUGCAGUAACCAUCUCAAUGGCAUACAAAGUGCUGAAGACAGUGUUGUACCUGUAGUGGUAGUCGUAGUUUCUGUGUACUAUUUGACAUUCCAUGCAAAGUUUCCAGCAGUGUAUGUUGGUGUCUUGAAAGAGCCAGCAUGAGUUCUCCAUGGUGACUAGAAUUCAUUUUUUUAACAGAGGCUUUUCAUUCCUGUUCAGAAAUAUUUCUUUUUGGAGAAAAAAAAAAAAUCCUUCUCCUUGUAUUCUCUAUUCAUGGGCUGCAUUGCCAAAACGUUAGGUUGAAUGUUCCCUUUGCGAUUUGUCAAGUGCUUACGAUUCUAAACAUGCAAUGAUGCUGUAUUGAUAGCAUGUGUGGUAAUUUUCUACAGAUGCACUAUUUUUGCUGUAGCUCUGAAGUCUAAAUCAAUAAAGACAAGAGAAAAAAAAAA
This is a messenger RNA of Grus americana (Whooping crane), 991 nucleotides long. It is a transcript of the gene MGST1, whose product is annotated as microsomal glutathione S-transferase 1. The record is from RefSeq and is a predicted model, not a curated record. Gene Ontology annotation, cellular component: membrane; mitochondrion. NCBI's taxonomy places the organism in Eukaryota, Metazoa, Chordata, Aves, Gruiformes, Gruidae. Gene Ontology annotation, molecular function: glutathione transferase activity. The transcript has 4 exons. Bases 151 to 618 code for a protein of 155 amino acids.